Molecule: messenger RNA, 654 nt
Organism: Vicia faba (fava bean)
Lineage: Eukaryota; Viridiplantae; Streptophyta; Magnoliopsida; Fabales; Fabaceae
Source: the annotation of a GenBank genome assembly
AUGGAUCCUAAUCAUUUUCAUUAUCAACAAGCUAUGUUCAAUUACAUGUCAAAUUAUCAAAAUCCUAAUCCUCAAAAUUCUCAAUUUCCAUCUGUGCCAACAAACCCCGCCAUAUUUUUUUCCGGAAACACCGAUUGGGUUUAUGUCCGGAUGUCAAGUUCCACCAGUUUCUACUCAAGUUGUGGGACAUCGGAGAAUGAUAUCAUGGUUGCUGCACAUGCUUUUUUUGCUCAGGAUGAAGGUACAACAUUCAAUCUUGAGUAUGUAUGGCGAUUGUUAAAAGAUGAACCUAAAUGGAUGGGAGAAUCGAUUGGAAAUUCUUCAAAAAUUACAAAGAGCUCUGCUAGUGGGGCAUCAUCGGAUAACCCAAAUACACCUUCAAGUUAUGAGUUUAACUCAUCAUCACCAAUGGAGCGUCCAAUGGGACAAAAAGCAGCAAAAAGGAAGGGUAAGGCAAAGGAAAUUCCAAAUGCAAUGCAAGAUGCAAGGAUUAAAAGAGCAGCAUCAAUGGAAAGACUAGCUCAAUGUAAGGAGGACGAGCUAGAACUAAAGGCAAUGAAUAUCAUCAUGAAAGACACUUCUACUAUGAAUGAUAAUCAACGAGAUAUUCAUGAAAAAUAUUGUAAUAAGAUGAAAAAAAAAUAUGGAAUGUAG